Penicillium olsonii is the source of this 1137-nucleotide messenger RNA. Lineage: Eukaryota; Fungi; Ascomycota; Eurotiomycetes; Eurotiales; Aspergillaceae. The record is from the annotation of a GenBank genome assembly.
AUGUUCGAUAUUGAUCUGUUGCUGCGUUCUAGGCUGCAAAACCCGAAAUCACCAAUCAGUUGCCCAGUGGAUAUCCAUCUGUCUUGUAACGCCAGCCCCGGCGAAGGGUUUGGCGGGUACUCUUUGCCCAAGCAGAUUCCCAACCCCAGUCCAUGGCCAGGGUGUCUUUCACUCGCCGAAUAUGAGUUUUUUGAUACGAUCCAGCUGAUGUCCUUACCUGCCGAUGAUAUGUCAUUUCUGGAAUCAGAGGGCUGCUUCAGUCUGCCGCCGCGUCAUCUACUAGAUGAGUUCAUUCGACAGUAUUUCGCACGUGUGCACCCGCUUGUGCCGGUUAUCGACGAAGCAGACUUCUGGAGGCUUUAUCGCACCGUUGCAUCACACAAUCACACAGUGUCCCUGUUCGUGCUACAAUCUAUGCUUUUUGCAAGCAGUAUCUUCAUCUCCAGCGCGACGCUGAAGCAAUGUGGAUUCUCGAACCGGAAGGAUGCAAGGAGAAAGCUAUACAACCGGGCCAAACUGUUGUACGAGCUCGGCGCGGAACCGAACUGUCAUGCCAAAUCACAAGGAGCUGUUUUGCUCACACACUACACCUCUGCAGAUGACCCAUGCUGCGGUAGUCUAUGGGUCUCAAGAGCUAUCAAAAACGCCAUACGAAUCGAUAAUCAGCAGUGCUCAUUGCCGAUAACCAAUCUGAUCUCGAUGAAAAAACGUCUUUGGUGGUCAAUCCUUCUGCGUGAUCGAAGCCUAUGCAUUGGCCUACGCCGUCGACCCCAGGUGACUUCAGUCACCUCUCAUGGAUGGUGUGGCUGGCUAACAACGGAAGACUUUGUGGAUGAAAUGCAUCACUCUGAAGUAUAUUCAUUUGAAAACAAAGUGCAGCUAAUAGUAGCUCUGGAGCAACAAUGUGAACUGGCUGUCCUUGUCACGGAUCUGACUUCCCUUGUUUUCACACACCCACGAGCAUCCCGACAUCCCACGUCGAUGGCAGAUUUUGGAAAAAUCACAUCACAGAUCAAAUAUAUCAAAGAAUCUCUGAGAAACUGGCAGAGCCCGCCACUUGCUAUGGACACCCUGACGAGUGAAUGCCACGACGCGUUUUCAACUCUGAAUCACUUGACCCAUAUGUAUUAUCAGUAG